Molecule: messenger RNA, 380 nt
Organism: Brassica napus (rape)
Lineage: Eukaryota; Viridiplantae; Streptophyta; Magnoliopsida; Brassicales; Brassicaceae
Product: putative defensin-like protein 57
Exons: 2
Coding region: 1-201 (66 amino acids)
Source: RefSeq, a predicted model, not a curated record
AUGUCAGAAACAUGCAUGAAAUCAAGAAAACGCCAGAAGAAGAAGAAGCUGAAAAUGGGCGUCGAGGCAACGACAUCUAAUGUGCACAUUUGCUUUAUACCUUGUUCACCAAGUUACGGAACUUACGAAUGCCUCCAUGACUGUCUCUACAAGCGUUAUCAUGAUGGAAAUUGUGUAAAUGGGCGUUGCUGUUGCUCAUAAUGAUUGAAAGCCGUCACAUUUCUGGUUAGGCCUGGGCAAAAUAACCGGAACCGAAGAACCGAACCGGAACCGAACCGAAAUACCCGAAACUGGAACCGGGCCAAUACCCUCAAAUACCCGAACGGUCCCUAUAUUUUUAUAUCCGAAAUAACCGAACCGAACCGAGAACCGAACGGGUA